Messenger RNA from Colletotrichum aenigma, 333 nucleotides. RefSeq lists its product as uncharacterized. The coding region runs from base 1 to 333 and encodes 110 amino acids. The record is from RefSeq and is a predicted model, not a curated record. The transcript has a single exon. NCBI's taxonomy places the organism in Eukaryota, Fungi, Ascomycota, Sordariomycetes, Glomerellales, Glomerellaceae.
AUGGAUGGCACAUGUUCGUUCGUUCCGUUGACUCAUGAUCACAUGUGGUUUCAAGACGUCACAGCCUGCUCUUCAAUUGACGUGGCGCUGAGAUUCUUUACAAAAGAAGUCAACUUUGAGAAUUGGCACAUUGUGGAGAGGAAUGCCAUCAGGGGAGGUGGGAACAGGACGUUUGCGGAGUCACGUAUUUGGGACGAAAAGGGCAAUUUCAUAGCUCAUAUGAGCCAGCAGAGUAUCAUGAGGUUAAAGAAAGACGUCACACAUUCUAACUUAGAGAAGCUUUCCCUUAGGAUGCAUGUUAAGUGCGGUCGUCGCAUAGGCAUUAGACUCUAG